Molecule: messenger RNA, 926 nt
Organism: Aureobasidium vineae
Lineage: Eukaryota; Fungi; Ascomycota; Dothideomycetes; Dothideales; Saccotheciaceae
Source: the annotation of a GenBank genome assembly
GAGCCGCCGGCAUAAUAAUGGGCAACNCCCUCGACAUCGUCAAAGUAAAUCUCCAAAGAGGAGACCGAGGAGCAGCUUUACUCGCAUCAACCACAGCAUCCNCCCCAACAUCACCAAUUCUUCCCUCUCCGUCAACAACACAAUCAACCAAUGCAGCAAAGUCACUCUCUACCUUGCUCAAAGGCACUGCUGCCCCAGUCCUCGGCUAUGGCGCUCUAAAUGCUUUGAUGUUUAUAACCUACAAUCGCUGCAUGGAGUCUCUACACCAAGACCCUGCUCACCCCUCCUCUCUGUCCAAGACUUGGUUAGCAGGUGCUCUGGGAGGUCUAGCCACUUUCCUCGUCUCUGCGCCCACGGAAUUGAUAAAAUGCAGAGCACAGGUCAGCGGCACCGAAAACAGUUCUUGGAGCAUCGCAAAAGAGCUGUGGAAGGAAAGAGGAUUGAGGGGUUUGUAUUGGGGCGGCGGGGUCACGAGUUUGAGGGAUAGUGUGGGUUAUGGGUUUUACUUCUGGUCAUAUGAGUUGAGCAAGAGAGCCUUGAUCUCCGAAAAGACGGACGCGGAAAAGCCAGAGUGGAUGACCAUUUUGCUUUGUGGUGGUAUUGCUGGUGUGGUGACUUGGGCUUCCGUGUUUCCAUUGGAUGUCAUAAAGACCAGAGUGCAGACCCAAGGCAUCUCCAGAACUCCAGCUGGAAUGCUCUCAGGAGAGCAGUCUGGAUUGCUUGCGGCUCGAGACUCGGGGCGAUUAGGCACCCUACAGAUUGCAAGACAGGCAUAUCGAGAAGAAGGGCUAUCUGUCUUCUUUCGUGGGUUGGGUGUUUGCAGUUUCAGAGCUUUCUUCGUGAACGCCGUACAGUGGGCCGUGUACGAAUGGAUGAUGCACAUCUUACUUCCCUCAAAGGCUGGACCAUACUCAGAUAAACACGAC